Nicotiana tabacum (common tobacco) is the source of this 5254-nucleotide messenger RNA. Lineage: Eukaryota; Viridiplantae; Streptophyta; Magnoliopsida; Solanales; Solanaceae. The record is from RefSeq and is a predicted model, not a curated record.
GUCCCAGGUUUGCCUGUUCCUAUUGAGAACAUGAUUCUUCGUUAUGUCAAAUCAAAAGCUGAUUGGUGGACAAAUGUUGCUCACUACAACCGUGAACGUAUAAGAAGAGGAGCAACUGUUGACAAGACUGUGUGUCGUAAAAACCUUGGAAGAUUGACUCGCCUUUGGCUGAAGGCUGAACAGGAGCGGCAACAUAACUACUUGAAAGACGGCCCAUAUGUUACUCCAGAAGAAGCAGUAGCUAUUUAUACUACCACUGUGCAUUGGUUGGAGUCCAGGAAGUUUUCUCCUAUCCCAUUCCCUCCAUUGUCAUACAAGCAUGACACGAAGCUACUUAUCCUUGCCCUUGAGAGACUGAAAGAAUCUUACAGUGUGGCUGUGAGGUUAAACCAGCAGCAAAGGGAAGAGUUGGGCCUCAUUGAGCAAGCUUAUGAUAAUCCGCAUGAGGCAUUGUCAAGGAUUAAGCGUCACCUGCUUACUCAGCGUGCCUUCAAAGAAGUUGGCAUCGAGUUCAUGGACUUGUACAGUUACCUGAUUCCUGUUUAUGAGAUCGAACCACUUGAGAAGAUUACUGACGCGUACCUGGAUCAGUACCUAUGGUAUGAAGGUGAUAAGCGCCAUCUCUUCCCAAAUUGGAUUAAGCCUGCCGAUUCAGAGCCACCACCACUAUUAGUGUAUAAAUGGUGUCAAGGCAUAAACAAUUUGCAAGGAGUAUGGGAUACCAGUGAAGGACAGUGUGUGGUGAUGCUGCAGACGAAGUUUGAGAAAUUCUUUGAAAAGAUUGACCUGACCAUGUUGAACAGGCUUCUGCGUUUGGUGCUGGACCACAAUAUUGCUGAUUAUGUUACUGCAAAAAACAACGUUGUGCUGUCUUACAAAGAUAUGAGUCACACAAAUUCUUACGGGCUGAUACGUGGUCUUCAAUUUGCUUCAUUUGUUGUACAGUACUAUGGGCUUGUGUUGGAUCUUUUGCUCCUAGGUUUAACUCGAGCUAGUGAAAUUGCUGGUCCACCACAGAUGCCUAAUGAAUUCAUAACCUUUAGUGAUACUAGAGUGGAAACGAGGCAUCCUAUCCGGUUGUACUCUCGCUACAUUGACAAGGUGCAUAUAUUAUUUCGCUUCACUCAUGAAGAGGCUCGGGACCUUAUCCAAAGAUAUCUUACUGAGCAUCCUGAUCCCAACAAUGAAAACAUGGUUGGUUAUAACAACAAGAAAUGCUGGCCAAGGGAUGCAAGAAUGAGGCUCAUGAAGCAUGAUGUUAAUCUUGGGAGAAGUGUCUUCUGGGACAUGAAGAAUCGGCUGCCUAGGAGUAUUACUACAUUGGAGUGGGAAAACAGCUUUGUCUCUGUUUAUAGCAAAGAUAACCCAAACUUGCUCUUCAGCAUGUGUGGAUUUGAAGUUCGGAUACUGCCUAAGAUAAGAAUGACCCAAGAGGCAUUCAGCAAUACAAGAGAUGGAGUCUGGAAUCUACAAAAUGAGCAGACUAAGGAACGCACAGCUGUUGCCUUCUUGCGUGUAGAUGACGAGCACAUGAAGGUGUUUGAGAAUCGUGUUAGGCAGAUCCUCAUGUCCUCUGGUUCUACAACAUUCACAAAGAUUGUUAACAAAUGGAACACUGCUCUUAUUGGCCUCAUGACAUAUUUCCGUGAAGCAACAGUACAUACCCAAGAAUUACUGGACCUGCUGGUCAAAUGUGAAAACAAGAUACAAACUCGUAUUAAGAUUGGUUUGAACUCUAAAAUGCCCAGUAGGUUUCCUCCUGUUAUUUUCUACACGCCAAAGGAAAUUGGAGGGCUGGGAAUGUUGUCAAUGGGUCACAUAUUGAUCCCGCAGAGUGAUCUUAGGUAUAGUCAGCAAACAGAUGUUGGUGUGACACAUUUCAGAAGUGGAAUGAGCCAUGAAGAGGACCAAUUGAUUCCAAAUCUGUAUCGAUACAUACAGCCGUGGGAGAGUGAGUUCAUUGACUCUCAGAGAGUUUGGGCCGAGUAUGCUUUGAAAAGGCAGGAAGCCCAGGCACAGAAUAGGCGUUUGACUCUUGAAGAUCUGGAAGAUUCAUGGGAUCGUGGAAUUCCUCGAAUCAAUACAUUGUUCCAGAAGGAUCGCCACACCCUUGCAUAUGACAAAGGAUGGAGAGUGAGAACAGACUUUAAACAGUACCAAGUUCUUAAGCAGAAUCCAUUUUGGUGGACACACCAGAGGCAUGAUGGAAAGCUAUGGAACCUGAAUAACUAUCGUACUGAUGUGAUUCAAGCUCUUGGAGGAGUUGAAGGAAUUCUUGAGCAUACAUUAUUCAAAGGAACAUAUUUCCCUACUUGGGAGGGUCUUUUCUGGGAGAAAGCUUCAGGUUUUGAGGAAUCUAUGAAGUACAAGAAACUGACUAAUGCUCAACGAUCUGGGCUUAAUCAAAUCCCUAAUCGUAGGUUUACUCUGUGGUGGUCGCCAACAAUAAAUAGGGCCAAUGUCUAUGUUGGUUUCCAAGUACAGCUGGACCUGACUGGGAUAUUUAUGCAUGGAAAGAUUCCAACUCUGAAGAUAUCUUUGAUACAGAUCUUCCGUGCACAUUUGUGGCAGAAGAUCCAUGAGAGUGUUGUCAUGGAUCUUUGCCAAGUUUUGGAUCAAGAGUUGGAUGCGUUGGAAAUUGAGACUGUACAGAAGGAAACAAUUCAUCCAAGAAAGAGUUACAAAAUGAAUAGCUCGUGUGCUGACAUCCUCCUUUUUGCUGCACAUAGAUGGCCAAUGUCAAAACCUAGUCUUGUGGCCGAAUCGAAGGAUGUGUUUGACCAGAAGGCUAGUAACAAAUACUGGAUAGAUGUGCAGCUUCGAUGGGGUGACUAUGAUUCUCAUGAUAUUGAGCGUUAUACACGAGCAAAGUUCAUGGAUUACACAACGGACAACAUGUCUAUUUAUCCAUCUCCUACUGGUGUAAUGAUUGGACUUGACCUUGCUUACAAUUUGCAUUCCGCCUUUGGUAACUGGUUCCCUGGUUCAAAACCAUUGCUUGCCCAAGCCAUGAACAAGAUUAUGAAGUCAAAUCCUGCACUCUAUGUUCUGAGGGAACGCAUAAGGAAAGGGUUGCAAUUGUAUUCUUCAGAGCCCACAGAACCAUACUUAUCAUCUCAGAAUUAUGGAGAGAUUUUCAGCAAUCAAAUUAUAUGGUUUGUUGAUGACACAAAUGUGUACCGAGUGACCAUCCACAAGACCUUCGAGGGAAAUCUGACGACAAAGCCCAUAAAUGGUGCAAUUUUCAUUUUCAAUCCUAGGACAGGACAACUAUUUUUGAAGGUCAUUCACACAAGUGUGUGGGCAGGGCAAAAGCGUCUUGGCCAGCUGGCCAAGUGGAAAACAGCCGAAGAAGUGGCUGCACUUGUAAGGUCUUUGCCAGUUGAAGAACAACCUAAGCAAAUUAUUGUGACUAGGAAAGGAAUGCUUGAUCCUCUGGAGGUCCACUUGCUUGAUUUUCCGAAUAUUGUUAUCAAAGGAAGUGAGCUGCAGUUACCAUUCCAGGCCUGUUUGAAGAUAGAGAAAUUCGGUGAUCUUAUACUGAAGGCUACGGAGCCACAAAUGGUUCUGUUUAACAUAUAUGAUGAUUGGUUGAAGAGCAUCUCGUCCUAUACAGCAUUCUCCAGGCUCAUCCUCAUCCUGCGUGCACUUCAUGUGAACAAUGAAAAGGCUAAGAUGCUACUCAAGCCUGACAAGUCGGUCGUUACUGAGCCUCACCACAUCUGGCCUUCACUUACAGAUGACCAGUGGAUGAAGGUCGAAGUAGCGCUUAGAGAUCUCAUUCUCUCAGACUAUGCAAAAAAGAACAAUGUCAACACAUCAGCAUUGACGCAGUCUGAGAUCCGUGAUAUUAUACUUGGAGCUGAGAUUACUCCUCCAUCCCAGCAGCGACAACAGAUAGCUGAGAUUGAGAAACAGGCCAAGGAAGCAAGUCAACUGACAGCGGUUACCACAAAGACCACUAAUGUCCAUGGUGAUGAGUUGAUUGUUACUACUACAAGUCCCUAUGAGCAAGCUGCCUUUGGCUCUAAAACAGAUUGGCGUGUGAGAGCAAUUUCUGCAACAAAUCUCUAUCUCCGCGUGAACCACAUAUACGUAAAUUCAGAGGACAUAAAGGAGACUGGAUAUACGUACAUCAUGCCAAAGAAUAUUCUGAAGAAAUUCAUUUGCAUUGCUGAUCUGCGGACACAAAUUGCUGGUUACUUAUAUGGUGUAAGUCCACCAGAUAAUCCUCAGGUGAAGGAAAUCCGGUGUAUUGCAAUGCCUCCACAGUGGGGGACACAUCAGCAGGUGCAUCUACCUUCCGGUCUUCCGGAGCAUGAUUUUCUCAAUGACUUGGAGCCUUUGGGAUGGAUGCACACACAACCAAAUGAACUUCCUCAGUUGUCUCCACAGGAUGUUACUUCACAUGCUCGGAUCCUGGAGAACAACAAACACUGGGAUGGAGAGAAGUGUAUUAUAUUGACAUGCAGUUUCACACCAGGGUCUUGUUCGUUAACUGCAUAUAAGCUGACGCCAACUGGGUAUGAAUGGGGACGUGCUAACAAAGAUACAGGAAGCAACCCUCAUGGUUACCUGCCGACUCAUUACGAGAAGGUCCAGAUGCUGUUGAGUGACCGAUUCCUUGGCUUUUACAUGAUACCUGAUAAUGGUCCAUGGAAUUACAACUUCAUGGGAGUGAAGCACACUGUUAGCAUGAAGUACGGGGUGAAGUUAGGUACACCUCGGGAGUACUACAAUGAGGAUCACCGACCAACACAUUUCCUGGAAUUCAGCUAUAUGGAGGAAGGUGACACUGCUGAGGCAGAUCGGGAAGAUACAUUUACAUAAUACAUUGCCAUUCAAAUAUAUGUUGGUAAGAUUACCCUCAGGUCUUUGGUAAGUCUGAAUCAAGUGGCGACUUUGUUGUGGUAUGUCUCAGCUAUAGUCCAUAGUGUAGUGGCUGAUGAUAUUAGAUGGAACCUACAAGUUGUAAAUAUAUGAAUGAAUUUGUAGCUUGAUACCAGUGUAUGCUUUUUAUCGAAGGGCGGGACGGAUGUGGCGGCUCGGCUUUGUGGUUUAGGAUUUAGCUCGCACCUUUUAGAUGCGGCAAAACAGAUGUUUGUACACUUAGAGAAAGCAAAUCUUGUUUUUGGUGUUUUGAUUUAUUCCUUAAUCCUGUUGCCGUAGGAGCCUUCUAUGCCGAGAGCAAUGCAACUGAACAGUGUAAGGUUUAGAAUGUUAAUGAAUUAAACGCUAGUAAUGUCUUUAUUCA